AUGGAACACCUCCCAGUGCAUUUGGCUUAUGAAGCAUGGAUUGCUGGUCCUGUGCAAUAUCGGUGGAUGUAUCCAUUUGAGAGGUACCUUAGGAAGUUAAAAAAUAAUGUGAAAAAUAAAGCCAAAGUGGAAGGUUCCAUAUGCAAUGCAUAUUUAGUUGAAGAAGCAUCGUCAUUCUGCGCUCAUUAUUUUGAACCCCAUGUCAACACAAGGCAUCGUAAGGUUCCACGCAAUGAUGAUACAGUCGAACAUAUGGAUGAACAUCUAGGGAAUCUAUCAAUUUUCACUCAUUCCGGUAGGCCACUGGGAAAAGGAAAGGUUAGAUAUCUCACAGAACAAGAAUUUCAAGCAGCACAAAUGUACAUCUUGUUGAAUUGUAUAGAAGUAAAACCGUACAUUGACAUUUUUGUUAAUGAGUUACACAUGGCCAAUCCAAAUAUCAAUGAUAAACAAGUUGAUGAGAAACUAGAGCGUGAAUUUGAUAAGUGGUUCAAUAAAUAUGUUCACAAUCCCUCCAACAAUAUAUCAAGCCAGUUUUUAAAGGAUCUAUCAAAGGGUCCAUUAAGAAGUGUUAUGUGCUACAAUAGUACUGGAUUACCAAUCAAAAGAAUCGUAUUGUUUAAAUGUGAUUGGUUUGAUCCAACACCAAAUGUGGGAACAAAGAUUCAUCCAAAAUAUAAACUUGUGGAUAUUAAUCAUAAAAGAUCCUUCAAUAGGUAUGAACCAUUUGUUCUUGCUAUCCAAGCUGCUCAGGUGAAUUAUUCCAUAUAUCCAAGCUUAAAACGUGACAAGGAUGAUUGGUGGGCUGUGUUCAAAAUCAAAGCGAGAUCUGUUAUUGAUCUUCCUGAGCAAGUGAAUGUCACAACCCCCCCUGCACGGGAAGAACCAUUUCAAGAAGAUGAAAUGGAAGUCCCUUUGAUUCAAAUUGACGAUGAUGAUGAUCAACAACAAUACUUGAAUGAUCAAAACGGUGUACUAGUUGAAAUUAAUGAAGAGGAUGUUGAAGAUGAAGAAGAGCUUGAAUUGGACUCAGAAAGUGAUGAGGAAUGCGAUGAUGUAUAUGAUAGUGAUACUAAUUAGAAUUAGGAUGCGAGGCAACGGUCGCAGGGGAGGUUUGUUGGGUCAUUCACAGUCAAG
Messenger RNA from Hevea brasiliensis (rubber tree), 1137 nucleotides. RefSeq lists its product as uncharacterized. The transcript is spliced from 5 exons. Lineage: Eukaryota; Viridiplantae; Streptophyta; Magnoliopsida; Malpighiales; Euphorbiaceae. Bases 1 to 1080 code for a protein of 359 amino acids. The record is from RefSeq and is a predicted model, not a curated record.